This is a messenger RNA of Solea senegalensis (Senegalese sole), 997 nucleotides long. RefSeq names its product histone H2B-like. Gene Ontology annotation, cellular component: nucleosome. The transcript has a single exon. Gene Ontology annotation, molecular function: DNA binding; structural constituent of chromatin; protein heterodimerization activity. The record is from RefSeq and is a predicted model, not a curated record. Bases 15 to 389 code for a protein of 124 amino acids. NCBI's taxonomy places the organism in Eukaryota, Metazoa, Chordata, Actinopteri, Pleuronectiformes, Soleidae.
UGUGAGCAGUAAGGAUGCCUGAUCCCGCCAAGACCGCGCCCAAGAAGGGCUCCAAGAAAGCCGUGACCAAGACCGCCGGCAAAGGAGGCAAGAAGAGGAGAAAGAGCAGGAAGGAGAGCUACGCCAUCUACGUGUACAAGGUGCUCAAGCAGGUCCAUCCCGACACCGGCAUCUCGUCCAAGGCCAUGGGCAUCAUGAACUCGUUCGUCAACGACAUCUUUGAGCGCAUCGCCGGUGAGGCGUCUCGUCUGGCUCACUACAACAAGCGCUCCACCAUCACCUCCAGGGAGAUUCAGACCGCCGUGCGUCUCCUGCUGCCCGGUGAGCUGGCCAAGCACGCCGUGUCCGAGGGAACCAAGGCCGUCACCAAGUACACCAGCUCCAAGUAAACACGCGUCCUAAUACAAGCGCGUCAACCCAACGGCUCUUUUAAGAGCCACACACUUUAUCUGAGAGAGCAACGUCGUCUUUGUACACUGUUCUCGUACAAGCGCGCGUCAAAAUAUAAUGUGACUGAGGCAAUUGAAUUAACUUUCCGAGAUGGAGUCUACCUUUGUGAUGACGUCUUUAGCUAUGAUAUAUGUUUACUUCUUAAUAAAGGCUAUGAAUAUUGAUAAGUUUAGUCUUAUUAUUGAGAAGAGCUAGAGGGAGAUCUUUAAGUAUCAGUAUUUUAUUGUUGACACUAAUAUUGGUAACACUUUAUUUUGAAGGUGUCUACAUAAGCGUCACACAAGCCUGUCAUAAACAUGACAUGUGAUGUGUCAUGAACACUUUGAAGUAACAUUAAUGCUCAUGAUACUUGUCAUGUUUAUGACAGGCUUGUGUGACGCUUAUGUAGACACCUUCAAAAUAAAGUGUUACAUAUUUUGCUUAAGUCACAAAAACAUGUUCAAAAAGUCAUUUAUUGUUACAUAAUUUACACACAGUGUUAUUACUAUGCCAAUAGCCAUCCUUUGUUACAUCCUUUUUGAGUGAUCAAUAAAUGUGUUAGACUUUU